AGGAGAAGAAGGAGAAGAAGUUCCAUUAGAAGAAGAAGCUGCAUUGUUUGAGGGAGAAGAAGGGCAUGAUUGGGUACGUCUGAGAAGAGGUUAUGGCAAUGUACAGAAAGAAAAAGAAAGGCAAAGAUUGGAAAGAAAGGGUGAGGAAGGGGAAGAAGCAGCAUUUGAUGAAGCUGCAUUGUUUGAAGGAGAGGAAGGUCAUGAUUGGGCCCGAUUGAGACGUGGAUAUGGAAAUGUACAAAAAGCAAAAGAAGGCCAACGUCCAAUGGUGGAAGGAAGGUGAAGAAGGCGAGGAAGGAUGGGGUCAGGAAGAAGCUGCUUUAUUUGAAGGAGAACAAGGCCAUGAUUGGGCGAGGGUUCGACGUGCUUAUGGUAAUGUAAUGCGCGAAAAGAGUGCAAGUCGGGAACGUUGUGAAUCAAGAGAAAAGAGGGUUAGUUUUGCAGCUGAAGUAACUGAAAAGAUGGACUUACUAAGCGCUGAAGAUUUGGCUUUAGGAAAGCAGGCAAUAAUUAAAAAGCCAAUGAAAAGAGAAAAACGCCGUCAGAGAGAGAAAUAUGAAUUAAGGCAAAAUGAAGCACCAUCUUUUGCCCCAGUACGUCGAAAUUCUUUACUUAUGGCAUUAAAUAUUGGAAGCCCACAUAAUUUACCUCGAUUUAAAACACUUCAGGAUAUAAUUGAUGCAAUGAAGGAGGUCUUUAAUUUAAUUAAAGUUUUAAGUAAACUUUGA
This is a messenger RNA of Meloidogyne enterolobii, 728 nucleotides long. The record is from the annotation of a GenBank genome assembly. NCBI's taxonomy places the organism in Eukaryota, Metazoa, Nematoda, Chromadorea, Rhabditida, Meloidogynidae.